This is a messenger RNA of Leptopilina boulardi, 6859 nucleotides long. RefSeq lists its product as uncharacterized. The record is from RefSeq and is a predicted model, not a curated record. The transcript has 10 exons. Bases 617 to 5269 code for a protein of 1550 amino acids. Gene Ontology annotation, molecular function: protein binding. Gene Ontology annotation, cellular component: cytoplasmic vesicle. NCBI's taxonomy places the organism in Eukaryota, Metazoa, Arthropoda, Insecta, Hymenoptera, Figitidae.
CAGUUUGACUUACGCCUUCCUUUCUUUUAGGCUAUAUCAAAAUCUUCAACUCGCGCUCGUAUUAUAAACAAAUAGAAAAUAAUUAUCGAUUAAUAAUAUUCGCAUCAUCGGUGGUGAUUUAAAAAAAAAAAAAAAAAAAUCCCUCAGUUUCUCUCCACAACAAAAAAAAAAACCAAUUAACCGUGAAGUGAUCAAUUUUCUACAUAGUGAAUGGAUUUGAUCAAAACAAUAUGUGAAAAACCGCAAAGUUUCAGUUUAAAAAUAUGUAAUUAGGGUCUUUGUUCAAGUGCGUUUAUGAGUUUAAUUGAGUGACGUCACAUCGUCGCAGUGUGCGAUCACAUUUAUGAAAUAUAAUGUAGAAUACUUUAUAGUCAUGAGGAGACUGGAUCAUCCAUUUUUUCAAACAUUUAUCACAGUGUAUUGAAGUUUAUAUUUUUUUUUUUAAAUCUAAAAAAAUAUCGAAGUGUUUUCAAACUUUAAUGUGAAAAGAGUAAAAAUAAUAAAACUUUCCAAAGACGAGUGACAACAAAAAAGUGAAAUAAAGCAUUAGUUUGAAGAGUACAACUAUGCUUUAGUGAAGGAAAAAAAAGGGCUUUUAAUAGUGAAGGAUUUUCAAAUGAUGCUAGUGCUUCUACUUUGCGUCAUCAUGAAGAUAGCAGAGUUCUCUGUGGGGCGAGUUAGUCCCCCUUUACAAACUCAAACACGACCGCCACAUCAGCCAUGUUGCAAUAAACGAAAGCGUCGAGAUCGACGACAAUGCCGGAAGUCCAAUGACAAAUGCAAAUGCUGUUUUCUAAAACGUGCUGGCAAGGGAACCACGACAAUGGAGGAUCCGCAGACACCAGGCUCCGAUUGUAAUUCCAACCCAGCCACAGAUCCAAUUGCACAGGAUCUUAUUGGUUCUGAAUUCGUGCAAGACAAUUCCGAGUAUCAAUGGUUCAUAGACAGUUACAGAGAUGGAGGACUACAUGUUCAUCAUAGUGUUCUUUCCUCGCUCUCUGCAUCCUACACUCGCGAUGAUUUGGGUUAUUAUGACGACCUUGCACGAAACUUGGAUGCCAAUUUGGCAGAAGUCGACAUGGAGAGCUUUCGUACCGCUGAUAUUCACACUCUCCUCACUGCUCUCCCAGUUAUGUGCACAGAUCCAGUUCAACAUUCAGAGUUUAACUACCAAAGGGAACGGUACGCCAGUAUUUCUGGCUCCGUGAUGGAAAAACUUGACAUUGGUUCCUCAAUUAGUCCUCAUACCAGCCAGGGAGAAGAAUCAGCAUGCUCGACAACAGACACAAUAUCGAUCUGCAAGUCCUCGUUGUUGUUUUCCCCGGUGAAAGAAACUCCAGUCCUACCACCGGGUGGAAGUUAUAGUGUCGAUUCAUUGGAUUGCGAGGAUAUGUUACUCACGUGUCAGACAAAUAACAAGAACAACUAUACAAUUGCAUUCGAGGGCAGUAUCACCAUGUACUCGGAUGGUUCUCAAGAUUUUGAUGGUCAUGACAAGCAAAAAGUGUACGAAGCACCAGUGACUUAUAAUGAUAAAACGUUGGAUUUAAAAAAUAUCUUAAAUUUAUCUAUGGCAUGUUCCGAUUCAAAAAUUUAUACAACCUGGAGUAAUCUGAAACAUUCGUCCAUCAAUAAAGCCAUGACACGACAUCCAUCUGGAAAUAAUAAUACUAUUCCAAAUUUCUUACAAGGCGCUGGUAACAUUCUUCUGAGCAACGCUAAACGGAGCCAGAGUCUACCGGAUUUAUCCAGGACCCAUGAACUUCAACAAAUCAAUGUACCUCUUAAUUUUUCCGUGGACUCAGCAACGAGCAACCACACAGGCGCUCUACAAAGUUCCGGAUCCGUAAUGAGUCGUUCAGUGACCGAGGAGAGUUCAGAUAGUGUUGGCAAUGUUUCAUCAUCAAAAAAGCUACACAAUAUGAGCUUAGUGAAAUUAUUUAUGAAACAAAAGAGCAUGAGCGCCGAGGGAAUGAGUUUAACUCUCGAUCAAUCGGAUUCUGUCAGUGAAAAUGGUUGGCCAACGAGUAACAGUGACAGUGGUACAAAUACACAAAUUCAUCGACAAAAUAUUAAUAAUUCCGAUCGUCAAGAAUUGACGGAAAAUGAUUUCACCAUUAAUUGGGUUAAAACAGAGCAUUACAGCGGUUCCGAGACGCAAACAGAUAAUAAUUUAAGUGACAUUCCAAAGCAUCAGAAUUCAAUUCGCAAAGAAUUGUCAAAUAUUUCAAAUGGAGAUUUAACAGAUAGUACAACAAAAUCAACAUCAGCACUCGACAGUCAUUCGGAAGUUGAAAGACGUCCAAAAAAUGCAUGGUGUGACGCUACAACACAAGAGAAACGAUAUUCAAGGACAAUGGGAAUUCAAGCAAUCACUGAAGUUGAGGAUAAUGCUGUUCAAACAUCACUUGUCUAUCCAAUUCCCGAGGUGAAAGCCACAAAUACAAUUCAAGAAAUGCACGUUGACAAAAAAUCCGUCUACGUUGUCUAUCCAAAUUAUACACUUCCGGAUCUUUCAUUUCUCAACAGUUCGAAUGAAAAAUUUGAGAAUAUCGCAUUGAAACCACAAAAUUUCAAUAAGGAAAAAACAUGGAAGAAAUCGACUAAAUCAAAUAGACCAUUCUCGUGUAAUGAUAUUGAUGCAUUGAAACAAAGGGGAUUUUCACAUGUUAAAGAUUGGGAAUCACUUACUUUUCUUUUGCCCAAUGAUUAUAAGAGAAUUUUACACGAUGUACCGGAAGUUCCACAACAUAUCAAACUUGGUGAGGAGGUGAGAAAACCACUUUUUUGCCUAUCACCGCCAAUGAAGUCGAGACGACGUGUCAUUAGUGAAAUUGUGAAUAAUGCAUCGUCAACAAGUAGUACAGCAACUCAACCAUCAUCAGGAUAUAGAGGAUCGUCGACUCUACUCACGGAUUCGUCAACAAAUCAACAGACAUUCAAUAGCGCUGCUAAUCCACUUUAUCUCUAUCGAUACGAUAGUGCGAGCUCAGAAACAAGUCAGGAAAUUACAAACAGAUAUGGAAUUCAAAAGGGAGUGGCGGGUCCAACCCUUCCAAAGAGAUCGAAAUCAUUGCCGCAGGGUGAAAAGGAUUCAAGUGAUUAUACCGGUAAAGUUCCACCGCGACCACCAUUGCCAAGAAGUAUUUUACGAAAGAAUAAAGUAACAAAAAGAUGUAGUAUGUUUGAAAUGGGUGAUGUCGAGGAGGUUGAGGACAAAUGUUUAGAAACAAAUAAACGGAUGUCAAUGCCCGAGCCCUAUUAUAUAAAUAAUGAUCUUCAUCUUUUGCGAAAUGAUAGAAUAGACGAUUCAGAUAAGGAUGUAGACGAGAUUGAGGAGAGAUUUCAAAUUGAGAGACUUAAGGAAAUGGUCGAUCGUAUUGAUGAUCGAUCAUCAAUGGACAGUAGUGAGGAGGAUGUUAAACAAUUGGAAGAAUUUUUAAAACGCAGUGGAUUCUCAUCGCAAAGUAGUGAUGGCGAUGAAAAUAGUGAUACAGAUGUGAAAUUACGAUCGUAUGUUCGUAAAUUUUUAGCAUUGCGAAUGAAUAAGGAUAUUUUGAAAACAAUUGAUAUGGGUGAAUCGCAGAAAAAAACUGUAAGUUUUGCAACUGGUGAAAGAAAUUAUUUAACGGACAAUAAUCUCGAUGUGAAAGAAACAAUGAUUGAUGAAACAAAAGAUGAGACUGAUGCAAGAUGUUUUGAUUUGAAUGAAAAGAAACAAUUAAUGUGGCCAGUGAAAAAAGCUGUUGAUGUACUAUUAAAAUAUUGGCACGCAGAGCCAGUACGCAGUCGACAGGGUUACAAUGACAGUAAUGAAUGUUCACAAAUUUCAUUACAAAAUCUUUGCCCACCACUUUAUGCAAUUAUGUCCGAUGAUCUUAAACCACAAUUGAAUUCAACAUUUGGACCAAUGGCAAAUAGUGUAUGGCAAGUUGUUGAGGCAUCAUCACAGCAAGGACCUCUUACAAAAACAUUAAAUGAACUUGUGCAAAAAAUUAAUAGCGAAGAUUUAAUAACUGAGGGAAUGCUCAAAUUUAAUGCUUUUGUUUUUGGAUUAUUAAAUCUUCGUGCAUUGGACGCGUGGUUUGCUUAUUUAUGCACAAGAGAAUCAAUUCUCAGAAAACAUUAUAAUAACAAUAGUCUCUUUGUGCGAGCACUUUCCUGUGGUCAAUCGAGGGAAGUGAUUGACGCAUUACUUGAUAUUCUACAACCAUUGGCCUUCUGUCCAUUUCAACUUGAUUUACUCUAUCAAUAUCGUCAGUUACACAAUAGUUUUGGCAGUAGAAAAAGUGUAUUUCGCAAUGAAACAAAUCCAGAGAGUCCAAGAAAAGCGAGACCACGCUCGUGUAUUAAUUAUGGAUUCGAUGAUAAAUGUCGUGAUCAAAAAGCAGAAAUUGAAAAAGCAGCAAAAAAACGAUGGAGUCAUUUACCAUUGAGUUCGAAAUUUCAUUUUGAUAGGAUAGGAUCAGAGGACUCAGAGGAGUACACCGAUAGUUUGGAGCAUUCACCAUUAAAUAGAGCUUCCGCUAAAUCAAUAUCACGAUUGCGAAGUCCAGAGACGCGUGUCAUUGAUGAUGAGGACGAGGUAAUUCCUGCCGAUGUGAAAUUUCGUAAAUUACAAGAAAAAUGGGAAAUGGUAUUGGGUAAAGAUGAGAGUAAGGAACAAAUUGUACCACCACCAUCAUCACCCAAUAGGACACCAACGUGUAAUAUUGGAAAAUCAAAAAUUCCCCGCCUCUUAACGUCGCCGAUAAGAACAUUGAAUUUAACAAAUGCACAAGGAAAAAAUACAAAAUCACCCGUCACGGGGAUACCGGCAUUGAAGAAGACGCCAACACAGGUGCCAAAGACAUUACCGAAGAAGCCCGAUUCACGGGGAGCUAAGGACGUGACGAAAAGAACGAGUCGCGUCGAUCAAGAAAUGGUGAAUAUUGGAAAAACACAUUUAACGAGGCCGAGUUCUCUACCUUAUAAAACUUAUGGAAUGACCAAGGAUAAGGCAAUGAUUUCGCCUCAUAGACGAGCUGCGUCCACAUCAUUACCGAGACCAACGUCUGCUGUUAUCACUAGAAAUACUCCGGCUAAACAAACGCCAAAAUUGGUGCGAACGUUAACUCACAGAUAUUCAUCGGAUGAUGGACAUCUUGCAUUCAGCGAAGGCGAGAAAUUGAAAGUCAUUUUGGAAGUUGACAACAAAUGGUUGUUGUGCGCAAGGGGCGAAAGAAAGGGUUUAGUACCAAGAGCGUGUGUUCACGCAAUACAAACCUAACCCUUAGCUUGACAUCGCCUUUCGACGAUUAAUCAACACAAAUUCGAUUACUAAACAAAAAAAAAAAAAUUAUUUAAUAUAAUACAAAAGAGCAAAUUUUCUCAAAUUAAAAAGGAAAUUUAAUCACGCAUUUUAUAGAAUCCAAAAUUAAUCGAGUUUUCUCUUAUAUAUAUUUAUAAACUCCCUUGAGUUUGGAUUCUUGAAAUGUUUCACGCUUUUUAAAUGAGACACUCAAUUUUAUUUGUUAAUUUUUCAAUUUUAACAUUUUUUUAAAUUGAAAAAAUAUGUAAAAUUUAAAACAAAAGAAAGUGCGAGAGGAGAAAAAAAACCACAAGCAAAGAGAAAAAGUAUGCAUGUAUAGUGUAUGAGAGAGAAUCGAGUAUUGUUUUUUUUUUGUUUUUUUUUUCCAUUAAACAAAUAAGACAGUCAACUUAGUUACCUUUUUAAUGUUAAAAAAAUUUUCGAAAGAGAUUGAACGCUUCGUUUAUAUAAUAUUGAAAACUGCAGUAGUAUUAUUAUUGAUUAUUAAUAAUUAAUGUCGUAAGAAUUAUAUAGAGAUACUGCUAGUCAUAGGCUCUCGAACCAGAAAUGUAUUUAAUAAGUUUGAACAUACAUUAUUUAUAAUAUCCCAGAGAUGUACAUAAAAUUCUAUACAGUAUAAUUGUAGCGACGCUGGUUUAAAUGAUUGCGAUUAUAAUAAUAAUAAUAAUGAAGAAGAAGAAGAAAAAGAUAAAAAGAAGUGACGUCGAGUAAAAUAACAGAUAUAUCAUAACACUAUAAAUGUAACUGUGAUCAUAGCAAAUAGGUUCGUAAGUUUAUUAAGAUUAAUGCGGAUGUGCGAGACGAAAAAGAAUUUUUGUUACAAAGAUUUAUCAAACGUUUUUUAAAACAAAAACAAAAAAAAAAAUGAAAAAGGCAAUUUUUAUAUUUUAUUCAUUUCGCACAGGUCUCGGGAGAAGAUUAUUUUCUAUUUUGAUGUAUCAUUGGCUUUACAUCGAUUUUAUUUGCUAUUUCACGAGAUAUUUUUUUGUCCAAGUUUCUUUUUAUUUUAACUUGGAUUUUUCUUAAAAAACAAAAACAAAAAAAAAAAAAAACGAAAAAAAAUAGAGGAAAUUUAUAUUUGAAUGUUUUUCUUUCUUCUUUUAUUUGUUGUAAACUCAUAAUUCUGAGAAGCAAAUUUGUGAUGUUUUGAAAUUGAUUUUUUGAAUUAUUAAUAUUUUUAAAUUAUUUUACAACGCUUUUUUAAAUGUUCUAUUCAAUGUCGAAUAAUUUUUAUACGUUUAAGUGAAAAACAAAAAUUAUUUCUUUUUUUCAAUAUUCACGAACAAUAACUUUAUCGAAAAUAUACAUUUUAAAAUUACAAAAAAAAAAAAUUGUUAUGAUCAUUAAAGGAAUUUUCUGUUCUCUCGACAAAUUGCUUGAAAUGUUGAUCUGCGUAUAUUGGGGAAAUAUAUAUAUAUAUAUUCAUAUAUAUCACUCGUAAAAAAAAAUAUCGCUGGAUACACAUCUGCCUUGGAUGACAUUUAUUAAUGCGUAAAUAAUAAAUAAUAUAAUGUAUAUGUUUACACAAAUAAAACGUCAAUACCUAUA